UCACAUUUGUCUUCAUCAGCAAAACAAUGACAUGGACUGAAGCUCAGAGCUACUGCAGAGCAAACCACACAGACCUGGCCAGUGUGAGAAACAUGGAGGAAAACCAGAAGAUAAUGGAGCUGCUACCUUCAAGACAAGAUAUCUGGAUCGGCCUUUUCAGAGACUCCUGGAAGUGGUCGGAUGGAAGUAACUCCUCAUUUAGGUACUGGAUCACAGGUGAACCUAAUGAGGGCACAGAGAACUGUGUGGCAGCAAACUUCCACAAGUCUGGAAAAUGGGAGGACCAGCACUGUGGUCAGAGGAGAGCAUUUAUCUGCUACAGUCCACCUGUCUCAAAGAAAGUGGUGAGAGUGAGGCUCAUGAAGAAAAGCUCCUCUCUGGAUCUGAAUGACCCUGCUGUGAUGGAAGACAUCUUGAGGGAGCUCAAACAGAAGCUGAAGGACAAGGGAGUGGACGGAGACGUCAAACUGAGCUGGAGGAAGCAGUCGGAUGGAAAGGUCUUCCACAAGGAAAAGGAGACUGAGAAGAAAACCACUAAGAAAAGAGAUGAGCUUUAAUGUUUGAAUUCUGUCAGUUUCCAUUUCCAUUCUCUUCAUCCUGGUAAAAGAAUAGUUUUAUCAAAACAUAUUUAGCUGUUUUCUUUCGAGAAUUUGCAUGAUGAUUUUGAAUUAUACAGAUAAUUUUCAUAUGUCCUAUUUCUGACCUUACCUUAUUGGUAAUAUACGUUGUAAAAGUCAUUCAGUUUCAAUUCAAAUGUCAGUUUCCAUGAAAGAUUUUCUUUUUCUUUAUCUUUAGGGAUAAUGUUUGUCAAAACAUAUUUGUCAUUGUAUAAUUUGCAUGUGUGCAUGUUUUUCUAUGUGUUAAUCUGCACACUCAGUUUUAGCCAUCCAUGCCCACAGAUUUGAAAAGAAGGCAGUGUAUCACAGAUUCCUUGAGAAAAUUAAAAAUGAUUAUUUGCACAUUUAGACAGUUACACAGUUUACAAAACAAUGCACAAAAUGACACUGUCAUGCACAAGACGUUUAAAGGUGCUAUAUCUAGUUUUUGUUGGAUUAUUGGUGAAAUAUGAACCUAUUACAUGUCAUACCCACGGUCCGUCUGGUGGAGGACUGUGCUUAAGGUUUCCAUUUAGACUUAAAACUCUGUUUAAUGAAGCAUCAAGCGUGAAAACAAUAGUAUCACUGUGUAACAGGGCUUAUGCUUAAUAUUAACAUUGGACUGAUUUGCAAAUACUGCACAUAUAAUACAGCCAAUAUUUAUUAUAUUGUUCAUAUUAUACAGCUGCAUUUAUUAUAUAGUAUAAAUUAUAUUGUGCUGCACUCAUACAACAUUGUGAUGUUAUUUAAA
Lates calcarifer (barramundi perch) is the source of this 1347-nucleotide messenger RNA. RefSeq names its product dromaiocalcin-1. NCBI's taxonomy places the organism in Eukaryota, Metazoa, Chordata, Actinopteri, Centropomidae. The coding region runs from base 27 to 557 and encodes 176 amino acids. The record is from RefSeq and is a predicted model, not a curated record. The transcript is spliced from 3 exons.